AGACCGCUCGGCACAGCUCCGGAGCCGCGCGGCACCUCCUCGCGCCCGUCGGGAUGGCGGUGCAGAGCCUGGCGCUGGCUGCCCUCCUGCUGGCGGUCUCCACCGCGCUAGCCAGGGCCACCAACCCCGGGCUCGUGGCUAGAAUCACCGGUCCGGGCCUGGACUACGCCUGUCAGAAGGGCAUCGCUGCCCUGGAGAAGAAACUGGCCAAGAUGAAGCUGCCGGACAUCUCGGGGUCCCAAGGGACACCCGUAGGAGACGUGUACUAUGAAUUGUCCCGCUUGAACCUCCUCAGCUUCCGGCUGCCGAGCUCCCAGAUCAUCCCCAUCCCCAACGCGGGCGUCCAGGUGUCCGUCUCCGAUGCCUUCGCCCAGCUGGCGGGGAACUGGAAGUGGAAGAAAGGGAUCUUUGGGGACGACGGCUCAUUUAACCUGAAGGUCACUGGUCUCCGCAUCUCUGCCGGGCUGAAGCUGGGGAGCGACGCCUCUGGGAAACCCACCGCGACCACCUCUGCCUGCACCACCUCCAUUUCGGAUGUCAGGGUGCACGCUGGCUGGAUUUACAAGCUGGUCUUCAACAUAAUCAAGUCGCGCAUCAGGGCAGUGAUGGAAAGCAAGGUCUGCAGAGAGCUGAGGAGCUUCGUCAGCACGCGGCUGCAGCCCUACCUCCACACGCUGCCAGUCACAGCAGUGAUAGACACGGUGGCCAGCAUCGACUACUCCCUGGUGGCCCCCCCCGUGGUGAUGGCCCAGUAUCUGGACGUGAAUCUGAAGGGCGAGAUCUUCUCCCGGGCUCACCACGCGCCGGCCCCCUUCUCUCCCCCCGCCCUGGCCUUCCCGACGGAGCGUGGCCGCAUGGUUUACCUGGGGGUCUCCAGCUACUUCUUCAACACCGCCGGCUUCGUCUACCAGGCUGCCGGGGUCCUGGUCUUCAACAUCACCAACGACAUGCUUCCCAAAGAGGGCUUUUUCCACCUGAACACCUCCACCUUCUCCCACUUCAUCCCUCAGCUGAAGCAGCGGUACCCCGACCAGCUCAUGAAGCUGCAGCUCACGACCCCCUUGGCGCCGUUCCUGACCAUCGCACCCGGGGGCCUGGAGCUGGCGCUGGUCGUGGACGUCCAAGCCUACGCCAUGCUGCCCAGUGCCAGCCUCGCUCCGCUCUUCCUCCUCCGCCUGUCAAGCAACAUUUCUGCCAGCGUCACCAUGAGCGAUGCCCGGAUACACGGGACCUUGUCAUCUGGCAGGCUGGAGCUGUCGCUGAAGCACUCGGACAUCGGCCCCUUCUCUGUGCUAGGGCUGCAGCAGGUCAUGAACUUCUGUGUCUCCCACAUCCUGCUGCCCUUGGUGAAUGGUGAGCGUCUGGCGGGGGGUCCACGGCAGGCCUGGGAGCUGGGGUCAGUCAAGGCCCCUGCCCACAGUCAGCUCUGGAGCGUGGCUCAAAGCUACCGCAAGCCAAGGGGCCCCGGGCAGUGGGAAAGCAGUGCAGAAGCACAGCCGGAGCGCAUGGGGCUGCAGGAGGAGGGUGGCUCGGCAGAGACGUCUCCGGGCCGCGACUCUGGGGUUGAAGCAAAGGCAAUGGAAAGAAUGAGCCGGGCACGUGGCUUAAUGGCUUCCAGACCCCCGCUCCCCGCACGCGGAGCACCAGAGCCGCGGGGGGACGGCUCGCACGCGGGGGAGCAGGGCCAGGCAGCAUGCACGAAGCCCCCCAGCCCUGUGCAGCGGCUGGGGGAGCUCCCCUGCCCCCAACCCCAAGGGUCUGAAGCCUGGGGCAUCCGGUUCGUCUGCCCCCCACCCCGGGCUGUCACCUGCUGUGUUUUCCAGACAAGCUGAAGAAGGGCUUCUCCCUCCCGCUGCCCAAACACAUCCAGCUCUCCAGCUGCAGCCUGCAGCCAC
This is a messenger RNA of Gavialis gangeticus (Gharial), 1895 nucleotides long. It is a transcript of the gene BPI, whose product is annotated as bactericidal/permeability-increasing protein. Lineage: Eukaryota; Metazoa; Chordata; Crocodylia; Gavialidae. The coding region runs from base 54 to 1832 and encodes 592 amino acids. The transcript has 13 exons. Gene Ontology annotation, biological process: innate immune response; lipopolysaccharide-mediated signaling pathway; defense response to Gram-negative bacterium. The record is from RefSeq and is a predicted model, not a curated record. Gene Ontology annotation, molecular function: lipopolysaccharide binding.